AAAUGGCGGCUGCGAAGGAUGCUGUUGUUAUUAUUUUGGAUGUGGGCCCUUCGAUGUGCCAGGCCCUCCCUGGCCAUUCCACCUCACUUGAGAUAUCAGUCAAGGCUGUCAACAUGAUUGUACAAAGAAAGAUGUUUGCAAAUACAAAAGAUGAAUUUGCUUUAGUUCUGUUUGGUACUGAAGGAACAUCAAACCAAUUGAAUGAAAGUGAUGGGGAAUAUGAGAAUAUUACUGUGGCUCGCAGACUUGGUUUGCCUGAUUUAGAACUGCUUCGUUUUAUCCAUGAUCAGAUAACCCCUGGUAAUGUUGAAACAGACUUCAUUGAUGCCAUCGUGGUUGGUGUGGAUUUGUUGCGAGAACAGACAGUAGGAAAGAAGUGUGAAAAAAAGAUAUAUUUAUUCACUGAUCUUGGUUCACCAUUUGGAAACGAUCAGUUGGAGACCAUCACAGAAGGCCUCAAAAGCUUGCAAGUCCACUUGACAUUAAUAGGACCUGAUCUUUAUGAUGAUGAGGAUGAGAGAACUUGUGCCACAGAUGGAAGUGGACCUUCAACUUCAGUUCCAGAUCGCAGAAAAGAAAGAACACCACAGCAGGUGGCAGGGGAAAACUGUAUGAGACAAAUGUUGGAGGCUUUAGAUGGCGAGACAUAUUCCUUUAGUCAUGUUCUACCGAUGCUGAGCUUUUUCCAGACAAGAUCAAUCAAACAAACCACUGUGUUUAGAGGACCUCUGGAGAUUGGCUCUCAGCUGAAAAUAAAUGUUUAUGGGUACAAUAGGGUAAGGGAGGAGAAGUUACCACCCUGGAAGAAGUUGUCAGCUGUUUCUCAAAUGUCUCCUAACCCUGACACAAUGGAAGUACAGAUGCAACGGUCAUAUCACUUGAUUGAUGAAGAUGAUACUGAAGUUGACAAAGAAAAUGUAGCCCAAGGGUACCGGUAUGGAAAGACAUUGGUUCCCUUGACCAAAAUUGACAAAGAGAGCAUGAAACUCUCCACAGAAAGAUGUUUAUCCUUACUCUGUUUCACUUCCAAUGAAAAUGUCCAGAGAUAUCAGUAUGUUGGAGAUAAUGUAAUAGCCUUUGUUCCACAGCCAGGUGAUCAGCAUGCUGCAGUUGCACUCUCAGCGCUGAUAAAUGGCAUGUAUGAGCUGAACACUGUUGCAAUUGUAAGAUAUUGCAGAGUGAAAAAUGCUCCACCCAAGCUGGGCUUCUUGGCUCCACACAUUAAACAGGACUAUGAGUGCCUCCUUUUCACAGCUUUGCCAUUUUUAGAAGAUCUACGUCAGUUUGCCUUUGCACCCCUUGAUGCUAACAAGAAAUGGGAACCAUCUGGAGAGCAACAAGAUGCUGUGGAUAAUCUCAUCACUGCAAUGGAUUUAACAGAUGCUCAACGUGAUGAGGAUGGGCAGGCCACAGAGGCACUUAAAUGUAGCAGAACUUUUAACCCUGCUCGACAAAGAGUUUUCCAGUGCAUUCAACAUCGUGCUCUUAACCCAGAUGAUCCAUCAUUACCAGAUUUAGAUCCUGUGAUUGCAAGUUAUUUGGAGCCAAGCACAGAGUUCAAAGCAAGAUGUGCUCCUGAGUGUAUGAAAAUUAAGGAUAUGUUCCGCCUUGAAAAAAUUGAAAAAAAGAAAGAGUACACAGCUGAACACAUAUUCAAACCAAUUGUAGACAAGCCAAAUGGAGAACCGUCAACCAGCAGAACAAAUGCUUUUGAUGAAACUGACUUCAGUAUGGCAAGUUUGGCAAGAGGGCCGAUCACUAAGGUUGGAACAGUUGAUCCAGUGGGAGACUUCCGUACUCUCAUCACCAGACGGGAUGAAGACAGGUUUGAUGAAGCUGCCAAACAAAUGAGAGAGUGUAUUGUGCAGCUGGUGUUAGAUGCAUUUGGAGAUCAGUUUUAUUCAAAGGCCCUUCAGUGUGUAAAUGUGCUGAGAGAGGAGGCUAUCAAGGCUGGGGAAUCUUUGAUGUUUAACACAUUUCUGCAAGAGUUGAAAGAGAAGAUUGUCAAUAAAUUAGGCCAUAGAUUUUGGCUUCUGAUAGUGAAAAAGGAAGUAACCUUAAUUAGUCAAACUGAAUCUCCAGAUAGUAAUGUCACAGACAAUCAAGCUAAAGAGUUUUUAGAAGGUCAUGAUGGUGCUGUUGAAAAGGAAGAACGUCCAGCCAAUGAUUAUACAGACGAUGCUGAGGAUCUUCUUGAGCUGAUGGAAUGAGAUUGAUCCAGAAGAGGAUUGUGCUG
Pocillopora verrucosa is the source of this 2236-nucleotide messenger RNA. Its product is annotated as X-ray repair cross-complementing protein 5. Gene Ontology annotation, cellular component: nucleus; Ku70:Ku80 complex. Lineage: Eukaryota; Metazoa; Cnidaria; Anthozoa; Scleractinia; Pocilloporidae. Gene Ontology annotation, biological process: double-strand break repair via nonhomologous end joining; telomere maintenance; DNA recombination. The record is from RefSeq and is a predicted model, not a curated record. Gene Ontology annotation, molecular function: double-stranded DNA binding; damaged DNA binding; telomeric repeat DNA binding.